This is a messenger RNA of Eutrema salsugineum, 1737 nucleotides long. Its product is annotated as NADPH-dependent thioredoxin reductase 3. Gene Ontology annotation, molecular function: thioredoxin-disulfide reductase (NADPH) activity. Gene Ontology annotation, biological process: removal of superoxide radicals. Bases 36 to 1601 code for a protein of 521 amino acids. The record is from RefSeq and is a predicted model, not a curated record. The transcript has 10 exons. Lineage: Eukaryota; Viridiplantae; Streptophyta; Magnoliopsida; Brassicales; Brassicaceae. Gene Ontology annotation, cellular component: cytoplasm.
AACAAUUGUAUGGUCUCAGUAAGGUAAGGCAAAAUAUGGCUUCGUCUCCAAAGAUAGGCAUCGGAAUUGGCUCCGUGUCGACUCACCGAGUCGCCGCCGCGUCAUCCGCCCUCUCUCCUCCGCCUCACCUCUUCUUCCUCACUACUUCUAGACGUCGCGACGCCUCCUUCAUCCUCCGCCAACAAACCCGAACUCGCUCCGAUUCCUACCGCCUCCGAGUCUCCGCCGCCAAUUCGCCGUCUUCUUCAGGAGAGAUUAUCGAGAACGUAGUGAUUAUAGGCUCCGGUCCCGCCGGAUACACGGCCGCAAUAUACGCGGCGCGCGCUAAUUUGAAGCCGGUGGUUUUCGAAGGGUAUCAGAUGGGCGGAGUUCCCGGCGGACAAUUGAUGACAACCACCGAGGUUGAGAAUUUCCCGGGAUUCCCCGAGGGGAUUACGGGUCCGGAUUUAAUGGAGAGAAUGAGGAAGCAAGCUGAGCGGUGGGGAGCAGAGUUGUAUCCAGAAGAUGUGGAAUCUCUUAGUGUCAAAACCGCUCCCUUUACUGUGCAAAGUAGUGAACGUAAGGUCAAGUGCCAUAGUAUCAUUUAUGCCACUGGAGCUACAGCAAAGAGGCUGGGGCUACCUCGAGAGGAAGAAUUCUGGAGUAGGGGAAUUAGUGCUUGUGCAAUCUGUGAUGGAGCUUCGCCUUUGUUCAAGGGGCAAGUACUCGCGGUGGUUGGAGGAGGAGAUACGGCGACAGAGGAAGCUUUGUACCUCACAAAAUAUGCUCGUCAUGUUCAUUUGCUUGUUCGCAGAGGCCAGUUGAGAGCAUCCAAGGCUAUGCAAGAUAGAGUGAUCAACAAUCCAAACAUCACAGUGCAUUACAACACGGAAACGGUGGACGUAUUGAGCAACACCAAGGGACAGAUGUCUGGCAUUCUACUCAGAAGACUUGAUACCGGAGAAGAAACUGAGCUGGAGGCGAAAGGAUUGUUUUAUGGAAUAGGGCAUUCGCCAAACAGUCAGUUGUUGGAAGGCCAAGUCGAACUUGACAGUUCGGGGUACGUGUUGGUUCGAGAAGGAUCAUCGAAUACAUCAGUGGAAGGUGUAUUUGCUGCAGGAGACGUACAGGACCAUGAAUGGAGACAAGCUGUAACUGCUGCUGGAUCAGGAUGCAUAGCUGCUUUGUCAGCCGAGAGAUACCUCACAAGUAACAAUCUUCUUGUUGAAUUUCACCAGCCGCAAACUGAAGAGGCCAAGAAAGAAUUCACACAGCGCGAUGUCCAAGAAAAGUUUGACAUCACUUCUACAAAGCAUCGGGGACAGUAUGCUCUUAGAAAAUUAUACCAUGAGAGUCCAAGAGUUAUAUGUGUAUUAUACACUUCACCAACAUGUGGCCCCUGUAGAACUCUGAAGCCUAUUUUGAACAAGGUGGUCGAUGAGUAUCACGAUGAUGUGCACUUUGUUGAGAUUGACAUCGAGGAAGAUCAAGAAAUUGCUGAAGCAGCCGGAAUCAUGGGAACGCCAUGUGUACAGUUCUUCAAGAACAAGGAAAUGCUCAGGACUAUAUCGGGUGUGAAGAUGAAGAAAGAGUACCGGGAAUUCAUCGAGGCAAAUAAAUAAGGACACCAGAUAGAUUUGAUUGUUUCUGGCAGAUGCCAAAUCCUAAUAUCAUGAUUCAGUUUUGUUCAUUCAAAUACUUUGGAGUAACUGGAGCAACGCCAUUGAAUCUCAAAUAGAAACAUCAUCUUAAGCUGCA